Molecule: messenger RNA, 1335 nt
Organism: Alternaria atra
Lineage: Eukaryota; Fungi; Ascomycota; Dothideomycetes; Pleosporales; Pleosporaceae
Exons: 3
Coding region: 1-1335 (444 amino acids)
Source: RefSeq, a predicted model, not a curated record
AUGUCACGACCGCAGAGCAUGCCUGAUUUCGCCGCGCUCAUGGAAUCCUCCAUGUCGCAGGCCGUCUUUGAGUCGUCCAGCUCGAACCUGGAGAAGCGCAUACACAGUCGAAGGCAGACGUCACCAGAACGAAAGCCCCAGAAUAUGCGCAAGAAGCCCAGCAUCUCGCUCGCCGCUGGACUGAUGAUGAACACGGACACCCCACCAGCAACCGGAUCACUUUCGCCGCGCAAACGAAGCCAGAGCCGACCAGCCCUGGACAAGAGUGUCGAGAUGGAAGAAGGCGGCAAUCUGUUCUAUGCCUAUGCGCUGAGGAGCGACUAUCCUGCGUCUCCUCCGUACAUUCUUACCUUCGCCUCGGCCGCCGUCUGCUCACAAUGGUGGAGCCUUGUCCAGCAUGACUACACAUCGUCGUUGCGGCCAAGCCCGCAAUAUUUCGUUGUUAGGAGCGAAGACAUGGAGCUCAUAAUGGACGAUCCAAAGUUCUUCGACCUCCGUAACAAAUGGUUCUACACAUCCCAGGAUAGCCCGACAUGCCCACCCAUAGUCCUGCCUCUGCAGCACGCCAAUGGUAUCCCCGCUGUUGCGCCCUCACAGCCAGUCGAAGAGAAGGCGAGCACAUCGGCUAUUGACAGCUUGGCAGAGAGCUUGACUAGGCUAGCACACGUAGUAGAGAGCAAUGCAGAGCAGGUUCACGCACUGUCAGUUGCGCAGUCGACAGGCUUGCAAGCAAUGCAAGAGAUCAACGAAUCGAACAGCAUCCAGAUCAAGGCCAUCUCGGAAUCCCAGAUCAAGCUACAGGCGCUUGUCGAUCAGAAUGCGUCACACUACAUCGCUCUGUCCAACACAUCAUUCCAGUCGCACGAGCAGAGCAGGCUAGCGCAAGAACAGACUCGGAAAUCUCAAGAACAAACGCGGAAAUCCCAGGAGCAGACCAAAGACAUCCUCAAGACCACUGUAACACAACUCCAGACUCUGUCCAAGAACCAGAUUGAGCUUUCACAAACGUGUCAGGGCAUGAUGCGCACCAUCGAGAACCUCGGCGAUUCCGUUACCCAGUUUACUUCAAAUGUUAUUUCAGAUACAGCAAGCAACCAGUCACUUUCCACCAGUUCAUUCAAUGCUCUCGCAACUCGCAUCAGCCCGCCACCACGCAAGCUGAACAGACGCGUCAAGGGCGUUUGGUGGGACGACGGCGAGCUGCUCCGCGGCCUUGCCACCGUACACCCGAUCAACGGCAAGCCACCCGGCGAAGCUCGUAAGAUCCAAGACCUAUUCUCAUCUACGGACUGCUUCAGCAUCAAGUGGAUCAACAUGACCCCUAGUGGCCACUAG